AUGGAUAUCAAGACUGUCGAGUUUGAGCCCUUCCAGGACCAGAAGCCUGGCACGUCCGGCCUUCGCAAGAAGGUUACUGUUUUCCAGAAGCCUCAUUACAGCGAGGCCUUCGUCACGAGUAUUUUGUUGUCGAUCCCUGAAGGAGUCAAAGACUCAUUCCUCGUCAUCGGCGGUGAUGGUCGAUACUGGAACCCCGAAGUGAUUCAACUGAUUGCCAAAAUCAGCGCUGCCUACGGUGUUAAAAAGCUUCUCAUCGGACAAAACGGUAUUCUGUCGACGCCGGCGGCGAGCCAUGUCAUUCGACUCCGAAAGGCCACUGGCGGUAUCUUGCUCACCGCUAGCCACAACCCAGGCGGGCCCAAGAACGAUUUCGGCAUCAAGUACAACCUUGCCAACGGCGGCCCUGCCCCCGAGUCCGUAACAAACAAGAUCUACGAAACCUCCAAGACCCUCACUUCAUACAAGCUAGCUUCCAUCCCUGAAAUCGACAUCUCCACCGUUGGCACUCGCACCUAUGGUUCUCUCGAAGUCGAAAUCAUCGACAGCACCGCCGACUACGUCACCAUGCUCAAGGACAUCUUCGACUUCCCCACCAUCAAGAAAUUCUUCAGCUCCCACCCCGACUUUAAAGUGCUCUUCGAUGGCCUCAGUGGUGUCACUGGGCCCUACGGAAAGGCCAUCUUCGAAAAGGAGCUCGGCCUCACUGGCGCUACACAAAACUGCGAGCCCAGCCCCGACUUCAACGGCGGCCAUCCAGACCCCAACCUCACAUACGCCCACUCCCUCGUCGAGGUCGUCGAUAAGAACAACAUCCCCUUUGGAGCCGCUUCAGAUGGCGAUGGCGACCGCAACAUGAUCUACGGCGCCAACGCCUUCGUAUCUCCCGGUGAUUCGCUCGCCAUCAUCGCCCAUCACGCCAAGUUAAUUCCUUACUUUCAGAAGAAUGGCGUCAACGGCCUCGCUCGCUCCAUGCCCACUUCUGGCGCCGUCGACCGCGUAGCUCAAGCCCAGAAACUAGAUUGCUACGAGGUCCCCACCGGCUGGAAGUUCUUUUGUGCCCUAUUUGACGCCAAGAAGCUAUCUAUUUGCGGCGAGGAGAGUUUUGGAACAGGCAGCGACCAUAUCCGUGAAAAGGAUGGCCUCUGGGCUAUUGUCGCUUGGCUCAAUAUCAUUGCUGGCAUUGGUGUUCAAAACCCUGCAGUCACACCCUCUAUCAAGCAGAUCCAGAAGGAUUUUUGGACCCAGUAUGGCCGUACAUUCUUCACCCGUUAUGACUACGAGAAUGUCGAUUCAGAUGGUGCCAAUAAGGUUGUUGGUGUGCUGAAGGAUCUGGUUGCUGACCCCAAGUUUGUCGAACGCACCGUCACAAAUGCAGGCAACUUCUCCUAUACCGACCUCGACGGUUCCGUGUCCUCCAACCAAGGCCUCUACGCGUGUUUCUCCACUGGCAGCCGCAUCGUUGUACGUCUCUCCGGGACAGGCUCUUCCGGCGCCACUAUCCGUUUGUACAUUGAGCAGCACAGUAGUGACCCGUCAACAUAUGACAUGGACGCCCAGGAUUUCCUCAAGGCCGAAGUCAAGUUCGCUACGGAAUUGCUCAAGUUCAAGGAGCAUGUUGGCCGUGAUGAGCCUGAUGUCAAGACCUAA
Metarhizium acridum CQMa 102 is the source of this 1647-nucleotide messenger RNA. The record is from RefSeq and is a predicted model, not a curated record. Lineage: Eukaryota; Fungi; Ascomycota; Sordariomycetes; Hypocreales; Clavicipitaceae.